Gloeophyllum trabeum ATCC 11539 is the source of this 1349-nucleotide messenger RNA. RefSeq lists its product as uncharacterized. Gene Ontology annotation, molecular function: protein binding. The transcript has 6 exons. The record is from RefSeq and is a predicted model, not a curated record. The coding region runs from base 27 to 965 and encodes 312 amino acids. Lineage: Eukaryota; Fungi; Basidiomycota; Agaricomycetes; Gloeophyllales; Gloeophyllaceae.
GGCGCUUACUCCCAAGUGCUGGCUCGAUGGUUUUCUCGAAUCUAUCAUCGGACGAAAAGGAAGCUUUCUUCUCUUUAUUGGACGAGUACUUCUCGUCCCGACCCGACGUUCUCGGGGGCACCGCCGGAGCAGACGCGAGUGGAUCAAAGGAUGCUGCUGGUGCUGCUGCAUCUGCGGUGCAUAGGGCAUUAGCAUCAAACCCUCAAGCGACGUCCCAGCUUGUGUCCGCAGGCCUGAGGCAUGGCGUGCCCAAGUCCAGCCCUUAUGCUGCUGCUGCAUCAGACCCUGCGAUAACGAAUUCCGUGGGACGAGUCGCGGCUGCAGCUGCAGCCUUCCGUUCUUCUCCAAGCAGCGAUGCGUCGCUGGGCAAGCCUCCCGCUCCCCCUCGAAGGACUUCAACUCAGUCAUCGUCUGAACACGAACCCCAUGAGCGCGUACCGAGCACCGCUACCUUGACGACUGUUCGUAAAUUCGGCUCUGACGUCGACACGUCCUCCGCGAAGAACCUGUUCACGUCGCUGCGAGGCUCGUCCGCCAACAAGGGCAAGUCCCCGCCGGCGCUUGCCCCGCCGAACCCGCCUGCGUUCGCCCCGCGCAGGAACAACUUUGCACCACCCCCGAGGCGGGCUGGUUCUGAGGAGCCGCCGCAUGCGCCGCAACCUGAGCCCGAGCCCGAGGAAGAAGAGGCGCAGGGGGAAUGGGCAGAAGCUUUGUACGACUAUUCCAGCGAGGACCCUGGCGAUCUCCAGCUGCAGGCGUCGCAGAGGAUACUCGUGGUGGAACACACUUCGGAUGAUUGUCCCCGCUUCGUACGUGAAGGUCUUGUAAAGAUGAACAUCCGCGGAAGCGAUGUCCGGUGCCGGAGGAUGUCUGACUGGACUCGCCUCACUCGCCUUCGUAAUUAUUAUGUUGAACACAGGGUAUAUUUUCUGGGUCAAAGUGUAGAAUACAAGGGGGCGCCGUGAGUGGUCAUUUAACCACCGGCAGGACGGAUAGUCGUACGACCCGGGAGGCAUCCUGUCAAACCCGGAUGAAAAGCAUCUAUGCAAUAAAUUGAACGACAGCAACUCCAUACAAUACAACAAGAUAUCGGGACACCGCGCGUUGUCUACAUGUAUGCUCUACUGUGUUUUCUUCUCCUUCUCUAUCUUCUUGCCAGUCGAACCUCCAAUAGUAUAUCCCACCGUCCCGACGCCCACGAGCGCCGCGCCCAGCCACAUCAUCGUCAUAUCCGCCUGGCCCUUCCCAGCCUUGAAGAACAACACGCUGAUCAUCAGCGACACGGCUUUACGCACGGUGAGCACGAGCGUGACGGUGAGCGAGGAAACGCGGGCGGUGAGGCGGUGCAC